Molecule: messenger RNA, 5313 nt
Organism: Oryctolagus cuniculus (rabbit)
Lineage: Eukaryota; Metazoa; Chordata; Mammalia; Lagomorpha; Leporidae
Gene: PLPPR4
Product: phospholipid phosphatase related 4
Biological process (GO): phospholipid dephosphorylation; signal transduction; phospholipid metabolic process
Cellular component (GO): plasma membrane
Molecular function (GO): phosphatidate phosphatase activity
Source: RefSeq, a predicted model, not a curated record
CAGGCAGAGAUCCUCAGGAGGGAUGCCAUUCCCGGGUGGCAGCCAGCUCUUAUGAUCUCACACCACGUCCUACUUUUCAGUAUGCUAACCCUGUUUUAAUUUCUCGCGGAAAGGGUUAGAAUUUCUCGCUGUGGGGCAGCACGCUGGAGCUAAUUCCUGCAUUUGGCUCUUGGGAGUGACCCAGGAGGCUUCCCAGGAGCUGGAAUAGGUGCUUUGGCUCCCUGGCCUUGCUGCUGCAAAAACCAAGGGUGCGUCCCCCUUUCCGAUUCUUGACGUAAGCUCCGACAGCAGGGGAGCCUCGCCAGGACGUUGGAGAGCAGAGGAAGACCAGCAGGGAGAGGAAGCCAUUGCAGCAACAGCUUGGAAGAGGGAGCUGGAGGUCUCUCGCCAGAAAAGCAGGAGGGGGCUAGAGCCUGAGCACGGGAAGACGCGGACCUGCCGGCUCCAGGAGCCGCUGGGUUGCUGCAAAGCGGGGCGGGGAGAAGGCGGGGGCGCUGCAUGCAGCGCGCUGGCUCCAGCGGCGCCCGCGGGGAAUGUGACAUCAGCGGCGCCCGGCGCUUGCGGCUGGAGGAGGCGGCUCGCCUGGGCUGUGCUGUGCACACCUCGCCCGGGGGAGGACGCAGACUCAGGCAGGCGGCCGGGAUGUCGGCGAAGGAGAGGCCAAAGGGGAAAGUGAUCAAGGACAGCGUCACCCUCCUGCCCUGCUUUUAUUUUGUGGAGUUACCUAUAUUGGCAUCAUCGGUGGUUAGCCUGUACUUCCUUGAACUCACGGAUGUCUUCAAACCUGUGCAUUCUGGAUUUAGCUGCUAUGACCGGAGUCUCAGCAUGCCAUACAUUGAGCCAACCCAGGAGGCAAUUCCAUUCCUCAUGUUGCUUAGCUUGGCUUUUGCUGGACCUGCAAUUACGAUCAUGGUAGGGGAAGGAAUUCUCUACUGUUGCCUGUCCAAAAGAAGAAACGGGGUUGGACUGGAGCCUAACAUUAACGCUGGAGGCUGCAACUUCAACUCUUUCCUUAGAAGAGCCGUCAGAUUCGUUGGUGUUCAUGUAUUUGGACUAUGCUCUACAGCUCUCAUUACAGAUAUAAUACAACUGUCCACAGGAUAUCAGGCACCAUACUUUCUGACUGUGUGCAAGCCAAACUAUACCUCUCUCAAUGUGUCUUGCAAAGAGAAUUCCUACAUUGUGGAAGAUAUUUGUUCUGGAUCUGACCUUACAGUGAUCAACAGUGGCAGAAAAUCAUUCCCUUCUCAACAUGCGACCCUCGCUGCCUUUGCAGCUGUGUAUGUUUCGAUGUACUUCAAUUCCACAUUAACGGAUUCCUCUAAGCUUCUGAAACCCCUCUUGGUCUUCACAUUUAUCAUCUGUGGAAUCAUCUGCGGGCUAACACGGAUAACUCAGUAUAAGAACCAUCCAGUGGAUGUUUAUUGUGGCUUUUUAAUAGGAGGAGGAAUUGCACUAUACUUGGGCCUGUAUGCUGUGGGGAAUUUUCUGCCUAGUGAAGAGAGCAUGUUUCAGCACAGAGAAGCCCUCAGGUCUCUGACAGAUCUCAAUCAAGACCCCAGCCGAGUUUUAUCAGCUAAAAACGGUAGCAGCAGUGAUGGAAUUGCUCACACAGAGGGCAUCCUCAACAGAAACCACAGAGAUGCGAGCUCCCUGACAAACCUCAAGAGGGCCAACGCUGAUGUGGAGAUCAUCACCCCACGGAGCCCCAUGGGGAAGGAGAACAUGGUCACCUUCAGCAACACCCUGCCGAGAGCCAACACUCCCUCAGUGGAAGACCCGGUGAGGAGAAACGCAACCAUUCACGCUUCCAUGGAUUCCGCUCGAUCCAAGCAGCUCCUCACCCAGUGGAAGAACAAGAAUGAAAGCCGCAAGUUGUCCCUGCAAGUUAUGGAGAAUGAGCCCGGACAGUCUCCACCCAGAUCCAUCGAAAUGAGGUCAAGCUCAGAGCCAAGGGUGGGGGUGAAUGGAGACCAUCACGGGCCUGCCAAUCAGUACCUCAAGAUCCAGUCUGGCACCGUGCCCACCUGCAACAACAGCAUGCCGGGAGGGCCGAGGGUAUCCAUCCAGUCCCGCCCCGGGUCCUCCCAGUUGGUGCACAUCCCCGAGGAGACCCAGGAGAACAUAAGCACCUCCCCCAAGAGCAGUUCUGCUAGGGCCAAGUGGCUGAAAGCUGCUGAGAAGACUGUGGCCUGCAACAGGAGCAACAGCCAGCCCCGCAUCAUGCAAGUCAUAGCCAUGUCCAAGCAGCAGGGAGUCCUGCAGAGCAGCCCCAAGAACACGGAAGGCAGCACGGUCUCCUGCACUGGCUCCAUCCGCUACAAAACCCUGACAGAUCACGAACCCAGCGGGAUCGUGAGGGUCGAGGCGCACCCGGAGAACAAUAGGCCCAUCAUACAGAUUCCAUCCACCGAAGGCGAAGGCAGUGGCUCCUGGAAAUGGAAGGCCCCCGAGAAGAGCAGCCUUCGCCAAACCUAUGAGCUCAACGACCUCAACAGGGACUCCGAGAGCUGCGAGUCCCUGAAAGACAGUUUCGGUUCCGGAGAUCGGAAGAGAAGCAACAUUGACACUAACGAGCAUCACCACCAUGGCAUCACCACUAUCCGUGUCACCCCAGUGGAGGGCAGUGAAAUCGGCUCAGAGACACUGUCCAUUUCUUCUUCACGCGACUCCACCCUGCGGAGAAAGGGCAACAUCAUCUUAAUCCCUGAAAGAAGCAACAGCCCUGAAAACACUAGAAAUAUCUUCUACAAAGGAACCUCCCCGACACGGGCGUAUAAGGAUUGAGCGAUGAUGACCCUUCAGUGCUUUGGGUCACUCCCAGACGCCGUGUGUGGAUCCUACCUGCGCUCUGCUGCAGACAACUGGGAAGCCUUCUCACCACACCGAAUCGUCCACCAUCAGCCCUGCACUCUAACUCUUGAGGUCUACUAGGCUGAACUUGUAGAUUUUACCAAGGGGAGGGAAAAGCACAAUGCAAGAACCUAACCAGUGUGAUCAUGUGUUUUCUUAAGACCUGUCAUCAAACUCAAAAGGUUUUGCAGAGGACAGUAUCCAAAAAAGUGAUUUCCUUCAGUGUAUACGGUUUUACUUUCUGAAUGUGCCAACUUUGGGGAAUUUUCUUUAGUACUAGCUGUAGGAAUCCAGAACACAGGUUUUCCCUGCAGCAGAGGCCAUGCAGUAUUAUAUAUUCAUUUUGCAGAAUCUGCACCAAAAGCUCAGUAUGGGUGGUGCUGAUUAUUAUAGUACAUGUACCAUGUAAACUCUCAAACUCUAUUUAGCUGUGAAGUAGUGGUGUGCAAUUCCUUGUUGAAGAAAUACUACUUUAUUAAGAAGAUACUGGCUACUUUGUGUUAGAAUAGGACACCCCGCAGCUUCCUCCUAGUGGCUCUGUCACAGUCAAGAGAUGAAAGGGUUCAUGUGCAUUUCUUCAAAAUUAUGCUUUCUUCAACAUCAGAAAUCAUGUAGGAGUAUUUUCAGUGAAAGGAAAUAACUAGUACUUUCCUGCAUAGUUAUUCUGCUGCUUACUUUUUAUUUAAAUAUCAGUACUGCUAAUAAAGAAUCUGUUUUAGUGAGUAUAUUUGCCUAAUUUAAAAUAUCUAUUGUUUUAGAGAAUCUUUUGAAAUUGUUCUGAACAUACUUUGCAUUUUUAUGACUUCUUUUUUUACAGAUUUAAAAUUGGUUAUAUAUAUAUAUAUAUAUAUAUAUAUGUUCUCCUAUUUCAAAAGCAAAAAUUACAAUUGACAUUCCUUGAGCAAAAUAUGCUGCUGUGAAUCUAUAAAUGAGAAAUCUGAGCCAAAACUUGACAUUGUGGAUUACAUUGCCAGAAAUGUUGGUUAAGUCUAACUUUAGAUGUCUCUAACAAGCCAACUUAGGUUGCCAUCAUAACAAGUAAUCCAAAAAUUCUAUUUGGUUCCAGAUUAUUAACUAUAAAACAGUAAAUUAAAAUCCCAGGGUGUUUUAGCCUUUUUGUACCAAAUAUUUUUGCUAAUUGAACAUCAACAGGAAGAUCAGAAAAAAUGCAAAUUGGUAAGCAAAAAUAUCUUGCAGUAUAAAAUAAGAAUGUAUUUCUUCAAAAAAUCUGAAUAGGCACAGUUUUAGUGCUUAACAUGCAAACAACAUUUUUCGCUACCUAUCUUGAAUUAAGCCUUGAGCCUAAAUCAAAGGAAACCAAUGCUGUCAAUAAUAAGGACAUAGAAACAAAACAUUUUGAAGUGUUUUCUGACUUACAUAUUUAAAGUAUGAAGAAAUACUCGGUUCUUGGCAUUUGGUAUUAAGCCUUUUUUACUCCAUUUCUAAAGACUAUUAAUAUACACUUGAUGAUUGCCAAGGUGAUAACACUAGGAAACAACAGACCUGGUGUAUCUAAGUUCCAGUUUUCAAUGAGAACAGAUGGAGCUGCUUAGAGACAGCUAGUAUCACAUCAUUAUUAGUUUCUAUACGAAAAGGGCAGAGCUUCUUAAGAGCAAUCAACCUCCUAAGGCAUUCAGAAUUCAGCUGAAACCAGCAGAAUUGUAAACUCUGGCAAUAAAAUACAGACUCAACUGAUAUCCCUUCUGGCAAUUUCCUUCUCAGAGAGAGAAGUGGGAGUGAAAUGUUGCCUUCCCCACUUCUAAGCACCGCCACCAUCGUGACACCACGGCUGGUUUUAGUACUCGGAAGGAAAAAACAAAAAGCUGCAGCAUUUCCGGUGCAGUGUGAUAUUUACUAAUCUUUCCUAUUUCUUAACAACAGAUUUUAAAAUACUUCUCUAGUCAUUGAGGUUUUUUUUCUUUACGUAAAUAUUGAUAUAUUCUUUUUCUACUCAAAGUGCCAAAGGCUACAGUUUUUAAUGACUUAACAAAUUGUACCACAUUGUUAAGGAAAUAUCAUGAUAGACACUAGAACUCAGACCUCUGCAUGUAUAUUUGAUAAUACAUCUUUUGUAAAAAAAUUACAAAAAAAUUUGUUUACAUUCCACUGGUACCUUAAUUUAAAUAAUUCAGACUAACAGGUGGUAUCUCUUCUUAGUGUUCUAUUUAUCUUAUUUGCUAAUGGGAGCACUUCUUCCUUUGUUAGGCUGUGCUUUAUUGACAAAACCAAGUAUUGAAUAAAGAGAGUUAAUUAUCUUUUUAAAGUAAAUAAAAUUAUGGAAAAUAUAUAUAUAAUAUAUAAAAAGUAUUGUGUUUAAUAAAAUGUUAUGCAAUGUUUUCCAAACUGAUAAAGUUUGUAAAGUGCUAUAAAUGUAUUUUGUUAAGUACAGAUUAAAGCUAUUGUGUGAGUAUAUUGUGCUAACAUCAUAGAAAUAAAGAUUAGAUUUCUUCAUCAAAUCAA